Messenger RNA from Durusdinium trenchii, 1737 nucleotides. The record is from the annotation of a GenBank genome assembly. Lineage: Eukaryota; Dinophyceae; Suessiales; Symbiodiniaceae.
AUGCUGCGUGAGCUCCGGUUCCUCUACCUGAAUGGAAACUUCUUGCGGCGAAUACCUCAGGCCGUGAGUGAUCUGCCAAAGUUGCAGGAGAUUUGUUUCGAUGCCAACUGCCUCGAAGAGCUACCGCACUUCACGGCCCAGCUGCGCCUCUUCACGGCGCCGGGGAAUCACCUCACAGAGGUGGCCUUCUGGCCCCAGCUGGAACGGCUGGAAGUGCACGGGAACCGCCUUCAGCGCUUGCUGCCCCUGAGCUGGCAUUCUACAUCGCAGCUCGUGACGCUCAAAGUCAUGGGGAACCAGCUGACCGAGCUGCCAGAAGAGGUGGGCCACAUGCCGGUCUUGCGGAUCUUGGGGGUCGCCAGCAACCGUCUGCGGUCAUUGCCCCACGCCCUCGCAGAGAGCCGAGAAUUGGAGUGGCUGUUGGCCUAUGAGAAUCAGCUGGAAGAGCUUCCACCCUUCGGGCCUCGGAACUGGCGCCUCACGCGGCUGCUGUUGGAGUCCAACCCCUUGCGCCCAGUGGCGGUGCAAAGCUUGGUGUCCGACCUCAGCAGGAGCUACAUCAAAACACUGGGCCUUGACAGCAACCAAGUAGCAGUGCCAGAGCUUCCAGAUCCCUUGCCAGCGGCCGUGUCCGUGGGAACUGUGAUUCCCAUCAGUGGCCAAAGCCAAUUGAGCUUGAAGCUCACCAAAGCAUCCCGCUUGAGAAGGAGUACCGACCGUGCGGAGAGUGACCACCCCGAGCUGCUGAUCGUGGCCUUUGCGGCAUCGCAGGGCGAGCCGGAGUGGUUGGGAUUCCUACGGCGGCUAUAUGAAGUUGGGGAGGUGAAGCCUUGUUGCCACAGAUCCUCCCUGGACUUCGCGGAGGAGGCCGACUUCGACGCUCGGAUGGCCAGGCUUUGGACUCAUUGCACUCAGGAGGCUUCGACCGAAGCACCGCCGGAGGAGACACCGGCCCUUCCGCUGGGCGACUUCGAUGUGCUCACGGUGGUGGACCAUCGCAUGCGUUGGUACGCCGAGGAUCGUGGCGCUUUGCAACAGGUUUUGAAGACUUUGCGACCCAAGUACCAGAAGAUGAUGUGCGUGGGUGCCUCUAUGGGGGGCUUCGGUGCCCUGCUGCACGGUGGUUUGGUGGCGGAUGCCGUGGUGGCGUUCAACCCCCAGGCCACCUUAACGGAGGCGUUGCUGCGGCCUCCGGCGGAGACGCCGCAAGAGCUGGAGGACCUCUCCAACGCGGUCAUGGAGUCCGUCCGCGUGGCCCUCGCGCGGAAGGCACAGAUGAUUGUGCAUUGUGCCGCGGAUGAACAUUUGAUGCACGCCCUGGCCUUGCCGAAAGGCGUUGCGCUGGUGGUGCACCCCUUGCAGCCCAGGAAGCCCUUCGCGCGCGUGUUGGAUCGAGCGCAACUCUUGAUUCCCAUUGUGUCGGAUGCGCUGUACCGACUAUAUGGUGUUGGGAGCUACUCACAGGAGUCUCCCUUGCUUGGAUGCUGGUGCAGGAGCGGCUGCUUACGUUGCGUGCCCAUUGAGCCUGGUCGGCUGUUGCGGCUCUUUUUCGGUGCCAGCGGAAUGAUCCCCAGACCAGGCGACUGGUUCUGCGGAGGCUGCAAGGCGCGCAGCUGUCGCGAUCGAUAUUAUUGCUGGCGUUGCCAAAAGCCCAUCACGGAGCAAGGCACCUUGAAGGUGUUGGAUAAUAGCAACUAUCCCAGUCGCUGGGACUGGGGCUGCACCCACUGCGGCGCA